Molecule: messenger RNA, 753 nt
Organism: Pipistrellus nathusii (Nathusius's pipistrelle)
Lineage: Eukaryota; Metazoa; Chordata; Mammalia; Chiroptera; Vespertilionidae
Source: the annotation of a GenBank genome assembly
AUGCAGCCACUUCUGCUCCUGAUGGCCUUUCUUCUGGCCCCCAUGGCACAGGCAGUGAAAAUCAUCGGGGGUCAUGAGGUCGAGCCUCACUCUCGUCCCUACAUGGCAUUUCUUCGGAUCAGCAGUUCAAACAGAAAACGAUGUGGGGGUUUCCUUGUGCGUGAGGACUUUGUGCUGACAGCAGCUCACUGUUUGGGAAGGUCCAUCACAGUCAUCCUGGGUGCCCACAACAUCAAGAAGCGUGAAAGGACCCAGCAGGUCAUCCCAGUGAAAACAGCCAUCCCCCACCCAAACUAUCGUCCCAAAUUCAAUGACAUCAUGUUGCUGCAGCUGAAGAGGAAGGCCACCCUGACUGCCGCUGUGAGCCUCCUCAGGCUGCCCAGGAGGGGAGAGCAGGUGAAGCCAGGGAUGGUGUGCAGAGUGGCCGGCUGGGGGCGACUCAACCUGAACACCUCCACAGCCACACUGCAUGAGGUAGAGCUGGAAAUCCAAGAGGACAAGCAGUGUGUCUCCUGCUACAGACACCGUUUCAACAGAGCCAAAGAGAUCUGUGUGGGGGACCCAGGAAAGGAUCAGUCUACUUUUAAGGGCGACUCUGGGGGACCCCUCAUGUGUGACAACAUGGCCCAGGGCAUUGUCUCCUUUGGGAGGAAAAAUGGAAAACCUCCUCGUAUUGAAACUAAGAUUUCCAGCUUUCUGCCCUGGAUAGAAAGAACAAUGAAACGUUUCCAGAGUGAAGCACCACAGUAUUGA